AUGACUAAGGCUCCACCUCGGACGGGGAGCGGGGCGAUCGCAAAGACGCAAUCCCAGACGAUUGGUGGAGAUGACGGUGGCAGUCAGUGUGUGUGGUAUGGUAUCUGCAACAUCGACUCACUCAACCGUGCUCAGUACUGUCCGUACAAUGGGACGGCCAAACCGAUCGACACGAAGGCAAAGGACCUGUUGAAGACGUGGUGUAAACAUCUGCUGGUUGAGGACGCUGCGGGCAACAUCAACACGUGCUGUGAUGCGGCACAGGUGGAAGUGCUAAAUAAAAAUGUGGCCCUCGCGGCCAACUUUCUCGCCCGUUGCCCCUCCUGCAUGGCCAACCUGGUACGGCACAUGUGCGACUUCACCUGCAGCCCGCACCAGUCCAGCUUCAUGAAGGUGGUAUCGACGGAGGAGGUCGAACCGAAGGAGGACGGCGAAAAGCCGGACCAACCGGGCACAACGGUCGCGCCCGCACCGAAGGAAUACAUUACCAAAAUCGAUAUCCACAUUACGCAGCAGUACCUGAACGGCACGUUCGCGUCGUGCAGUCAGGUGUCGGUCCCGUCCACCGGCCAGCUAGCGCUCGAUCUGAUGUGCGGCGAUUGGGGUGCUUCGCGGUGCAGUGCCAAGAAGUGGUUCCACUAUAUGGGCGACGCGGAGAACAAUCUGUACGUACCGUUCCAGAUCGAUUACGUGGCGCACGGUUCGCCCAACGAAACGAUCGACGGUUAUCUGCCGUGGAAUCCUCGCAUCGUUCCGUGCAAUGAAAAGUUGGAUGCAAAUACACCCGCCUGUUCGUGUGUCGAUUGUGAAGCAUCCUGUCCCAAACCACCGCCUCCGCCAGGCCCGCCUCAACCCUUCGUCAUCUACGGUAUGGACGGGUACGCGGUCGUCAUGUUCGUGGUGUUUGUCGUGUGCAGCGGCCUAUUUUUGAUUGGUGCCUGCCUUUGCCAUUCGAGCACCGGUACCGCCAGCGGCAGUGGCAGUGGAGCAAAGCUGUUGGUUAAUAGUGGUGACGCGCUACCAUCGGACCUGCGGUCCUCGGUGGGCCGCAGGCUGGCCGGUGGUCUCUCCUCUAACAGUGGCGAUCUGGGCACGGACCGGGAAGACUCACCCCUACAGUCAAAGCGAUCGAGUGCCACCUGGGACGGUGAGCAGGAACUUCGGCCCCAUCCGUCCGGUGUUGGAGCAGCCGAUGAGGAUGACGAUGAGUCGGGCUAUUUCGAACGGCUCGGCGCAAAAACGGAAACCGCACUGGAACACUUCUUCACCGCAUGGGGAACAACCUGUGCCAAACAUCCGUGGCUGGUGCUACUGGGCGGUCUUAUCUUUAUCGUCGCAAUGGGUAUGGGCAUUAACUUCCUGCGUGUCACGACCAAUCCGGUGGAACUGUGGGCUUCGCCCCACUCACGGUCUCGCGUUGAGCGUGAGUACUUCGAUUCCAACUUUGAACCAUUCUACCGCAUCGAGCAGAUUAUCAUCAAGGCGGAAAACCUUAGCAACGUGAUGCACAACACCUCGAACGGUGUGAUCCAGUUCGGGCCGGUCUUCAACCGACAGUUUCUGCUGGACGUGUUUGAGCUGCAGGAGCAAAUCAAGAAGCUUGCGGCGGUACGGGACAACGGGAGCAAUGAGACGGUCGGCCUGAAGGACAUUUGCUUUGCACCGCUCAGCUCGAGCAGUGGGCCGAAGGAUGCGCAGGAGUGUGUGGUACAGUCGCUGUGGGGCUACUUCUCGGACGAUAUGGACAACUUCAAUGAGGAGGAAGAGGACGCACAGGGCUUCGUGAUCAAUUAUCUGGACAAGCUGAUCCAGUGCUUUGGCAACUACUACAACCCUGGCUGUCUGGCACCGUACGGUGGACCGAUCGAUCCGGCCAUCGCACUGGGCGGUAUUCCUCAGCCCAAAACACCCGACGAGAAGGCUAGCUACGCGGAGGCGAACGCCGUCAUCCUGACGUUCCUGGUGCGUAACUACCACGACAAGAAUAAGCUUCAGUCGGCACUGGCCUGGGAAACGGAGUACGUGGCGUUCAUGAAGAACUGGACGCGCGAGAACAUGAGCAUUGCCUUCACGUCCGAGCGCUCGAUCGAGGAUGAGCUGGCGCGCGAAUCACAGUCGGACGUGUCGACCAUCCUGGUGUCGUACAUCAUCAUGUUCGCGUACAUCGCCAUCUCGCUGGGGCACGUGAACCAGUGGCGGCGGGCAUUGAUCGAUUCGAAGGUGACGCUCGGUUUGGGCGGUGUUGCGAUCGUGCUAGCGUCGGUAGUCGCAUCGGUCGGCAUUUUCGGCUACAUUGGCGUACCGGCAACGUUGAUCAUCGUGGAGGUGAUUCCCUUCCUGGUGCUGGCGGUCGGUGUCGAUAACAUUUUCAUUCUGGUGCAAACCCACCAGCGUGAUACGAAAAAACCAACCGAAACGCAUGCCGAACACAUCGGACGCAUUUUGGGACGCGUGGGACCAUCGAUUCUGUUGACAUCGGUCAGCGAGAGCUGUUGCUUCUUCCUGGGCGGAUUGUCCGACAUGCCGGCCGUGCGUGCGUUCGCCCUGUACGCUGGUAUGGCGUUGCUGAUCGACUUUGUCCUGCAGAUCACCUGCUUCGUCAGUCUGCUGGCGCUCGAUACGAUCCGCCAGGCGGACAAUCGGCUCGAUGUGCUGUGCUUCCUGCGCGGCUCGAAGAAGGAUAUGCCGGGCAGCAUCGGCGAAGGAUUGCUGUACAAGUUCUUCAAGAGCAUCUACGUGCCGUUCGUGAUGCGCAAGCCGGUCCGGGUGGGUGUGAUGAUUGUGUUCUUCGGCUGGCUUUGCUCAAGCAUUGCCGUCGCACCGCACAUCGACAUUGGGCUGGACCAGGAGCUGUCCAUGCCGGGCGAUAGCUUCGUGCUGAAAUACUUCCGCUACCUGCAGCAGUACCUGAGCAUCGGGCCACCGGUAUACUUUGUGGUGAAGAACGGACUGAACUACUCGACGAUGCACGAUCAGAACUUGAUCUGUGGUGGACAGUACUGUAAUCUGGACAGCUUGUCGACGCAGGUGUAUAUUGCGAGCAAGCAGCCCCAGGCGAGCUAUCUGGCACGGCCGGCAUCUUCGUGGUUGGAUGACUACAUCGACUGGUCCGGAGCGCCCGGCUGCUGCAAACAGUGGACGAAUGGAAGCUUCUGCCCACAUCAAAAGAGUGCUUGUGGUAUGUGCAACAUUACGCUGACCCCUGAAAAGCGCCCGGUAGAGGACAGCUUCCGGCAAUACGUGUCCUUCUUCCUCGAGGACAAUCCGGACGAAGCGUGCGCCAAGGCGGGUCACGCGGCGUACGGUAGCGGAGUAAAGUACCAGCCGGACGGACUGUCCCCCCUGUACAACGACGUCGGCGCAUCCUACUUUAUGGCUUACCACACGAUCCUGAAAUCGUCCUCCGACUACUACGAAGCGUUACGUUCGGCGCGUAAAAUUUCGGCCAACAUUACCAGCACGAUACAGGCGAAGCUUCGGCUGCAGGGCCGCAGCGAGGCGGACAUUCAGCAGAUCGAGGUGUUCCCGUACUCGGUGUUUUACGUGUUUUACGAGCAGUAUCUGACGAUGUGGCCCGACACGCUCAAGAGCAUGGGCAUCUCGGUGCUGGCAAUCUUCAUCGUAACGUUCCUGCUGAUGGGCUUCGACAUCCAUUCGUCGCUGGUGGUUGUGAUCACGAUAACGAUGAUCGUGAUCAACAUCGGUGGGCUGAUGUACCACUGGAACAUUUCGCUGAAUGCCGUCUCGCUCGUGAAUCUCGUAAUGGCGGUUGGCAUCAGCGUCGAGUUCUGCUCCCAUCUGGUGCACAGCUUCUCCAUGUCGGUGGAGGAAACGCGCGAAAAGCGGGCGGCCGAUGCGCUCACCAAGAUGGGCAGCUCCGUCUUUUCCGGCAUCACGCUGACCAAGUUCGGUGGUAUCCUGGUGCUCGGCUUUGCCCACAGCCAAAUCUUCCAGGUGUUCUACUUCCGGAUGUACCUGGGCAUUGUGCUGUACGGUGCCGCCCACGGGCUCGUGUUCCUGCCGGUGCUUCUAAGCUAUAUCGGCGCCCCUAUCAACAAAGUCAAACUGGCCAAUCACCGGCGGCAGGCGAUGCAGGAAACCCAGGAAACGUCCCUCUCGACAACCCUGCACCGGGAUGAAAGAAUAUUUAUGUUUGAGCGAAUCGACGCCGAUAUACACGGCGUGAUGCACCGCCGAAGACGCUCCAACAACGAUGUCUCCAACGAUGGCACACACCAACACCACCCCGGUGCUAAUGAGAUCGAUUCGGAGCCGAAUAUGGAACAGGAUGCAGCGUACUAUGACGAGCGACAAUCUCCCGACCACAACCACCACCACGACUACGAUGAGCCGGCCAACCAUCAGCGAGCGGAGCAGCCGCACUAUCCUGUGCUUCGCCAGGAACAGGAAACCCAAGGAGGACGAGGAGGACACAACCGGCCAACAGCAAGAGCCGGACGAACAGCAACCGGCGGAGGAGCAGCAGGACCCAGCAACUACACCGGAGCACGGCAACCAACCACCACCCUUGAGGUCCACGCCCAGCACGACCUUCCUCCGGGUGAGGAUACGGACGAGCUUACCGAGCCUCUUCUGCAGCAAGCAUCCCCCAGCAUCCAGUGCGCCCCGCACGGAUCUCUAAAAGAGGACGCCACCGGAGGCACGAAACCAGCAUCUACAGCGGCACCACCAGCAGCAGCACCACCAACAUCGAAGCUUUCCCCCUCGUCAUCCAUCUCAUCUUCCUCGCUGUCGUCGAAAACUUCCAAAGCGUCUAAAACGUCCGCCAAACGGAAUCGGUUGCGCAAGAGCCGGUCGAAGGAUGCACAGACGGAAAUCGAGCACCCGAAAGCGCCCCUAGUGGUGGCAGAAGAUUCGGAAGAUUUGGAUGGUGAGGAUGAGGAGGAGCAGGAGGAGGAAGAGGAUGGGGUGAAGGAGCGUGGAGAGGGAGCGCUUGAAACAUUCAACAGCAACAGUGAAGCCGCCAUGAUGGAUAAUGAAGAUCGAAGGACGAUCAAGUCCGCCUCGUCUUCGUCGUCCCGGUCGACGAUGGUUCCCCGGGGACGAUAAGCGGACUUGGAGGGCUAAUGGCUAAUGGAGCAGGGCAUUAGCGCGAUGACAAAUCAUUGCAGAAAGGAUCAUUUCCCAAUGAGAGAGGGAUUGAGGCUUUGAGCGCGAGGGAAAUAGUUUAGUAUAAAGGGAUGAUUCCAUCGCAAAGCGAAAGGUUUAUCAAGCGUGUUUUCCUAGGACAUAAAGCAUUUGUCCACAGGUAUGCAAGCAAUGGGCCAGUUUUCAGAUAACAAACCGGUCCGAUCGUUUCAAACAUGUGGGCAAUGGUUGUCCACCGGCCAAGAAAAAGAUGGGGAACAAUAGCCCUAUUUUUCGUCUCCCGUGCCCCAACUCUAUGAGAUGUGGUCUGGAGGUACACACUUCUGGUCUGGAGGUGAAGAGAGCUUGCAUUGCAGACCAAAAAAGAGGUUUCCCUCGGCAGAGAGAAGCCGCCAGAAGCCAUUAAUCAAAUCCACUUUCAAAUUCAAAGUAAGUAACGGAAAACCACCCCACGUGUCGGUGGUGGUGCGCUCUUGCUGCCUGCCAUUCCGGUACCGGUUCUAGCUAGUUACUAACACUAACAACAGAUAGUUUUCUAUAUUUGUGUAGAAGUAGCCACCAGCAACAACGAAACGCGAAACGGUUGAAUAGCAGAGUACCAGGAUAAUCACUUUAAAAAGGAAGAAAAUGGAAGAAGAAUUGUACCAGUUUGUAUACAUUUGUGUGUGCGUGUGUGUGUCCAGAUGAAUAUUCCUAUUCCUGUAACUAUAAUCAUAUUUGUCCUCGUACGAAAGGGAUACAAGGAGUGCGCAGAUAAUCUGUGCUGUAUCAAGCACACCACCAAAAAACCAACCAGAAUGGCGGCAAACGAGAAACAGAGAUGCGAAGUGUGGGGUGCGAAGUUUUAACUGUUGUUCGUACUGCCGAAAAGUAUAGUGUCGGCCGGAAAUGGAAGGAAGGAAGGAAGGGAUGGGAUGGAGAUGCAUAUUGUUUGUUGGUUGUUAUCGGGAUGUUUAGUGUGCUCUGUUGUUGAUGGGUUGGCUAGUGAAUGAUGGAAGCGGAUGCGGUGUGUUCCUGCGGUGCGCCUAGGUGCGUGUGUAUAGUAAGUAGAUAACGUAUGUUUAUAAUGAUUGGUUUGGGGGGGGUCGCUGACUGGCUUGACUGCAGGCGCAGACAUGUGCAACAAAAAUAGGAAAUUGAUGUCUAAAAAACACAGCUACUCGGAUACACUCUUGUACGCACGGGCGGGAAGCUAGCUUAAUCUUUCAAGGGAAAAAACCGGAUGUGGCAUGUACAAAGGCAUACAAACGCAGGUGUAUUAUAGAGAGACAUAGCGCGAGCGUAGAAUAUGAGUCCGCUGAGAGGAGCUCGGAGUGUGUACGUUGGUUUAGGCAAAGAGAGUAUCAGGAGUUCAAGGAAUGGAAGACACACAAUCUAAUGAAUUAUUUUCUAUCUCUAGCUAGAGAGCAGCUGUUGGUAGUGUUUUUUAAUCCAACCGAAAGUCGGUUGCGAGUUGGAAGGAUGUACCAGCAAAACCGACUCUGUGACUGUGAUUUAUUUGUCCGUACCGGAAGGUGUAGUAUGAGUAAAUUUUCGGGACACCCCAUUACCAAACAGUUUCGCGCUGUUUUGGAAAGGAAGCACGAAUAUUGUCUGAUUGGCAGUAUGUCCGUUGACGUACGCAUCUGUUCCUACAAUCUCCAAACACGCAUACACACACACAUCCAACUCCAAACUCAGCAAAUAGACAACAUUUUCCGGUGCCUUGCAUUCUUGACGCGAACUCUCGUUAGGAUAUCGCUAAACAGUGUGGUGACGGGAAACGAAACGAAGGUGGACACGAAGGAUGAUUGUGUUUGUGGGUACGCUAGUUCUGUUCUGUUUCCGGUGGGGGGGGGGGGGGGGGGGGAUACAUGUACGCCGCCUUCCCAAACUAAAAGAGCUUCUUGUGAUUCCAUAUUUUACUAAAGCAAAAGAAAAAAAAAAGUAUUCUCUAGGCAGGGCAGUUAGUUGCGCUUAUCCUUCCUAAUCGAUGUUUAAGAUUACUGGUCCAUCCUUACUAUUUUAUUGUUAAAGCAAGCACACACCACCACCACCACGCCCAUGCGCGCUUUUCUCGCCUAAUGCACGCCUGAAUGAUAUAAAACGGGGGAGAGGGUGUGGGGGGUGGGGUUGGGGUGUAGUAAAUAGGCGGCGGCGAGGGGUAUGUUCAGCUUAGAAUAUGUUUCGUUAAUGGCACGAUAGAAUUUAAAUUUGUUUCGCUCAUUCCGUUCCGUGACUGCACACUAGACUGUGCAGCCGAUGGGUGUUAGGCGUGGCGCUUAAAGAAAGAGGAGAGAAGAAAAUAUUACCCCUCCCCCUCGAGUAUAUAUGUCUCAGAUGAUUAUGAAUGUUAGUGUAAUUUUAGUUAGGGUUCACUUUUUAAAAAAAAAAAAACGGCAGUUACGGCAGCGGCAUUACAAGGACGCCCUACAGCCCGGUCCCGUCUUAGCUGUUAGCAUGUUACGUGUAUACCGAUAAAUACGCCCAUCGCUCGUUCCUGUUUGUAAUCGAUGUAACGGAAUCCACUUUUUCCUUCCAGCCGCCAAUAAUGUUUUCCUUUCUCUUGCGUGCGGUUAAACUCUCUUUCUCCCUCUCUUUCUCUGUUUGUUAGCUAGAGUUGCGCAGUAUAAAAGAGAAGUUGGAGUUAGGGCAGUGGGAGGGGAAACGGCGUUGAAGGAGGCGCAAUACAUUUGUAUAGGAGGAAAGUGUUUCGAGGUGUAUGCGACGGUAAAGUGGAAAUGUGUAAUAUAGUUAGACACUUGGGGCAGGUAUAGAGGAAAUGGAUCGGGCAAAGUGAGGGCGAACGUUAAUUCAAACAUUCAAAAACCCCGGUUUAUGAGUUAUUGCAGUGAUUAUAUAUGUAUAUGUAACACACACACACUAACUCUCUCACACACAAGCACCCCAAAACACUUAUCCCCGGCCAUGGGUAAGCUUACCACGAUGAUAAGUGCUUUACGUUUGCUCAGUUUAGGAAACAAUAAUGCUUAUUUAUCAUUCUAGAGGGCCAAAACAGGGUGCAAAGGGGGGCAAACCAAAGCUUCUUUCCCCUUUUUUCCGGAAGUCUGUUUUGCAGCAAAAAGUGUCUCUGAAUCUGUAUGGCACUUUUAUUUUGGGUGUAAUGAUUUCUUGCUGCUACUGCUGCUGCUGCUUGUGUAUAGAGCAACAGCAUCAUGCCCAACACAUUCUAAAAAAAAAAGGAAAAAUAACUAAGAAUAAAACAGGGGAAAAUAUUGUGUGAAAAGAUGUGUGUGUGUGUGAGAGAGAGAGAUGUCAAGAGGGGAAAGCGAUGACGAAUGUAAAUUAAAGGAGUAAAUAAAUAAAGGUUAAUAAAAUUGUGAA
This is a messenger RNA of Anopheles stephensi (Asian malaria mosquito), 8433 nucleotides long. RefSeq names its product NPC intracellular cholesterol transporter 1-like. Bases 1 to 5070 code for a protein of 1689 amino acids. Gene Ontology annotation, cellular component: membrane. Gene Ontology annotation, molecular function: lipid carrier activity. Lineage: Eukaryota; Metazoa; Arthropoda; Insecta; Diptera; Culicidae. The record is from RefSeq and is a predicted model, not a curated record. The transcript is spliced from 11 exons.